AUGUCGACGCGUGUUCAGAAAGGCAGCACCGUCUUUAGACCUGUUGCAAGACCACGAGUUCGUCCUGGCUCCGAGUCGCGCCAGACCUCUGUCGUGCCAGACACUCAAAAUGCUAGAGGUUCAUCGGCUGCUUCGCAUAAGGAGCGAGUUCUCAUAGACGCUGAUUCAUCUUCUAUGCCACCGCCUUUGGCGGUACCCUCCAGACCUGUCCCUGUCGCGGAGGCCCGGUAUGUUCCUCUGCAUACACCGGCGAGCUCGAGCUCUGGCCAAAAAAGUCUACCGCACGUCCAUAUCUCAGACGACACUGAAAAAAGACCCCAACCCCUUCUCAUGCAGACACAGCUUUCUUCCGAUGAUAUACCUCUCCGACAAGUCACACCAAAUACUGGAAAUUUGAUAACCCCUUUAUCGAGAGACAGGCCCGUCCCCGUUUUAAUUGGCCACUCCCGUAGUGCCCCAGUACUAGUAUCCCAAACACCAGCCGUUGAACCACAUCAUAUAGCUCAUACACUGCCCAUCCAGCAGGUCCUCAUUCCUCCCGACACCUACGUUCAGCAUCAGUGCGUAGAUGGAUCUCAAUUAGCUGUCGAAAACCCAGCGGCCGGUCUUUUCAGCUCGAAACCCACUCACACGCGUAGAGAGUCAGCGUUGAACAAGGGAAAGACGAUUACUGAACUUCAUGAUAGUGGCGAUGAUAGCGAACAAAUUGAGCUUCCUACAAAGAGACGACGCAAGAAGAGUUCGUCACAGAGGGAAGAAAUGUCUGAGGCCGCCCCGAAGAGGCGUAAAAAUAAAGAUUCUACCACACCUCGAAGGUCGCGGACGCGUACACCAUCUACACCUCCUUUCGACUCCAAUGCUGAUCCUGGUGAAGAGCUGGACCCAACCGUGACUACGAUGUCCGCUCUCUGCGACGAUACGGGACAAGGACGGAUCAGUAGUAAGGCCGCGCAAAUCAUGACCAAUCAUGCGGCAUGGCAAGUAGCGAACAAGGAGAAGAGGGCGCGUCUCAGAGCGAUCAUGGAGGCCAAGAAAUAUGGUAGGGAUGCCGAGAACGAGAAUCAGCCGCCUGAUAGAUCAAGUCAAGCCGCUGCGGAAGCAACCGAGGGUGGCUCGUCAGGAGAUGUAGCGUCUACUAAUACGGGUGCACCAACUGCAGAACCGUCUUCUGCGAACGGACAUUCUCCUAACGAGACUCGGGCGGGGGACGACUUUGAUUAUACGGAAGAUCUCUCCACGAGCCGAUAUAAUGUGCAGGUCAGAAUUGGGGCUAGUGGGGAGACCAUCAUCGACGAACAAUCUCUUUUUGUCAAUCGCGACGAGGAGGACGACACGGCAAAUUAUACUCAUGUAGAAGAGUCAGACACCACAAAGUUUGUCAAUUCUCUGACCUACAGCAAGAAACCGCGUGGCUCUCGCUGGAGCGCGGAGGAGACCGAGUUAUUCUACGAUGCUUUAUCGCAGUUUGGCGAGAACUAUGAGCUAAUUUCGUUUGUAUUGCCUGGACGUGAUCGAAAAGCAUGCAAGAAUAAAUUCAAAGCUGAGGACAAGAAGAACUCUUCCCGCAUCACGUACUGCCUCAAUCAUCAUAUUGAGACGCUCUCACGCAUGACUGGCAAAGACUUUUCUGGACCGACACCAAUCAUUAGAGCACCUACGCCUCUGCGAUCGACCCAAUUGGACGCGAAAUUACAGUCGCAAGAGCAGAGCGUAGCUCCAGUGUCCGCUGAUGAAGAGGUUUUGGGCACUGUCGAUGAUGUGGAGAAGGAUGUAUACGCAUUUGAAGAGAUGGAUGACGCGGGAUAA
Fibroporia radiculosa is the source of this 1806-nucleotide messenger RNA. RefSeq lists its product as uncharacterized. Gene Ontology annotation, biological process: RNA polymerase III preinitiation complex assembly. Gene Ontology annotation, molecular function: TFIIIC-class transcription factor complex binding. Gene Ontology annotation, cellular component: transcription factor TFIIIB complex. The transcript has 4 exons. NCBI's taxonomy places the organism in Eukaryota, Fungi, Basidiomycota, Agaricomycetes, Polyporales, Fibroporiaceae. The record is from RefSeq and is a predicted model, not a curated record. Bases 1 to 1806 code for a protein of 601 amino acids.